AAUGAGCCAAUGCUUACGCAACUGAACAAUAUAAAGGAUCAACUAAGCACUUUAAGAAAUAGAGAUAUGCAACGGCAGAAACAAGUGACCGAUUUAAAAGAUGAAAUUAACUCGUGUAGAGGUGUUAGAGAAGAGGAAUGCAGAAGGUCGCUACCAGGCUACGAUUAUACAGGAAAGGUGAACGUCACACAGUCUGGGAGAACCUGUCAAGCAUGGAUUCUUCAGACUCCGCAUAACCAUCCUUAUACCAGUCUCCCAGAAAACUAUUGCAGGAACCCAGGUGUUACACCAAAUCCUUGGUGCUACACGAUAGAUCCAAACAAGCGAUGGGAUUACUGCGUCAUUCCUUAUUGUGUGACAUGUCCAUUGGAAUGUCUUCGAAAGAAUGAUCCCAAGGGCACGAAAUACUUUGGGACUCUAAACGUGACCAAAACUGGAGACCCGUGUCAGCGCUGGGAUUCCCAAACACCACAUAAACACACAUUUAGCCAGCUGUAUGAUCAAAAAAACUACUGUCGAAACCCAAACGACGACGACGGUCCUUGGUGUUAUACGACAAAUGCCGACAAACGAAAGGAGUACUGUACUGUUCCUUAUUGUUAGUUAUACUAGUGCAGCAAUGUUACGGUGUCCCGGAGCUAAAAUACGACUGAAAAACGAUGUUAUUUGAAUUAAAGAAAAAAAUACUUUGACCGGGAGUAUUAUCCAAAUUCAUGAGAAUAUAUUUGUUCAAAAAUUAUAUUUCAUGCAUUUUUGUGACGUCAUAUGUACAUCGUUGUCAAGUGAGGUGCGUAUCUUAACAUAGCAAAUUACCAAAUUAAAUCAAUUCUUUGUUUUGUCAUAUACUUUGAAGUUCUUGCUUGGGCUUGAAUUAGAUAUAUCAUUUUAUAAAGAUACUGUUAAAACAUUUUGCCAUGUCGUCAAAAUAUAGCACAUGUUUACCAAUUGAAAGCAAUUUUCAUAAAAGUAUGAUAAAUCCUUUGGUUUUCAGGGUAUUUUUCAAAUUGGUAUGUAUAAUCUUUCCAAUUUUUCGUAAACUAUUUUAAAAUUGUAUUGAUCAUUCACCUGCGCCAAGUUGUUUUUUACAUGCAAAUUUCUUAGAAUCUACAAACCUCUACUUAUAAGUAGUCUUUUACUUUAAACGAUAAUUAGAUCUGUCAAUUUCAAAAUAAUACUGAUUAUUAAUAUGAAUCAGUUCUACAAUCUAGCAAAAAUGGCAGCAUUUGUGGUGUAAAGGAAACGGACAGUUUUAUUACAUUAUGCUAAUUAUAAUAAAAUAUAAUUAAACAUUUAUUAUACUGGUUGAUUUCUUUAAAAAAAAAAGGUUGGUGGACUACAGUCAUGCCCGCCUUCAACCUACCACCCUAACUUAACAAAAACACUAAAAUGUUUGUACUUAUCACUAAAUAAUUGUCAAGUUGCACCGUUAUCCACCUAUUGAAUUAUAGCAGUAAUAAAUAAAUCAAACAUUGUAUAAAAUAAAAAUCAG
Molecule: messenger RNA, 1489 nt
Organism: Magallana angulata
Lineage: Eukaryota; Metazoa; Mollusca; Bivalvia; Ostreida; Ostreidae
Product: plasminogen-like
Exons: 4
Coding region: 10-603 (197 amino acids)
Molecular function (GO): endopeptidase activity; signaling receptor binding
Source: RefSeq, a predicted model, not a curated record